This is a messenger RNA of Paramecium tetraurelia, 303 nucleotides long. RefSeq lists its product as uncharacterized. The record is from RefSeq and is a predicted model, not a curated record. NCBI's taxonomy places the organism in Eukaryota, Ciliophora, Oligohymenophorea, Peniculida, Parameciidae. The transcript has a single exon.
AUGUGUUUAUUGCAUAAUUAUGAAGAUGUUAGAGCAGUUUAAUCUAAAAGGGUUGAUUAUGAAAUACAUCUCUAAUCUCUUUCAAAUAUUAUUUUAUAGAAAGAUUAAAUUAUUAAUGAGGAAGGAAGUGCAACUUCAAAAAAAGAUGAUGCUGCAGUUUUGAUUUUCUAUAAUAUUAAGAAUUUGAGUAUUAAAGAAGAUGUCAAUAAUUUUAACAAAAAGUAGAGUGAUUAGUCACAAAAGUUAUCGGUCGGAUAAAUUGUAAAUUUGAAGGGUCUUCGAGAGUAAGGGUUUCUAAAAUGA